Molecule: messenger RNA, 2697 nt
Organism: Eremothecium gossypii ATCC 10895
Lineage: Eukaryota; Fungi; Ascomycota; Saccharomycetes; Saccharomycetales; Saccharomycetaceae
Gene: NHA1
Product: Nha1p
Exons: 2
Coding region: 1-2697 (898 amino acids)
Biological process (GO): intracellular potassium ion homeostasis; proton export across plasma membrane; sodium ion export across plasma membrane
Cellular component (GO): plasma membrane
Molecular function (GO): sodium:proton antiporter activity
Source: RefSeq, marked provisional
AUGGCUGUUUGGGAUCACCUAGAUGUGUCUAAAGCUCAUGUGGCGUAUGCAUGCGUUGGUGUAUUUUCAUGUAUUUUUUCAUUGGUUUCACUUUUUGUAAAGGAAAGACUCUACAUAGGUGAGUCGACCGUUGCCGUCAUAUUCGGGUUGAUAGUUGGGCCACAGUGCUUGAAAUGGUUUGAUCCCACAGCAUGGGGAAACACGGACUCUAUCACCUUAGAGAUAUCGCGUGUGGUUCUUUGUCUACAGAUCUUUGCAGUGGCGGUCGAGCUCCCCAAGAAGUAUAUGUUGAAACACUGGAUGUCUGUGACGAUGUUGCUAAUCCCAGUGAUGACAACAGGUUGGCUAAUAAUUGGACUAUUUGUGUGGCUGCUUAUUCCCGGGUUGAACUUCUCGUCUAGUUUAUUGAUCUCGGCAUGUAUCACGGCUACCGAUCCCAUAUUGGCUCAGUCCGUGGUGUCUGGUAAAUUUGCUGAGCGUGUACCAGGCCACUUGCGGAACCUUCUUUCUGCGGAAUCUGGCUGUAACGAUGGAAUGGCGUUUCCGUUCAUUUACUUGGCUUUGAAUCUAGUGAUUUACCCAGGCAACGGCCGUGAGAUUGUAAAGGAUUGGAUCUGUGUGACAAUUCUAUAUGAAUGUGUCUUCGGCUGUCUUCUAGGUGUGGUGAUAGGUUAUGCAGGCCGGCGAGCGAUCCGCUUUGCAGAGGAUAAAAAAAUCAUUGACCGAGAGUCCUUCUUGGCAUUCUACGUUGUCUUGGCACUUAUGUGUGCGGGGUUUGGUUCUAUUUUAGGGGUUGAUGAUUUGUUAGUAUCAUUUGCUGCAGGUGCAGCCUUUGCUUGGGAUGGCUGGUUUGCCAAGAAAACUGAAGAAAGCAAAGUUUCCACAGUCAUUGAUUUACUACUCAAUUUGGCAUAUUUUGUUUAUUUUGGCGCGAUUAUUCCCUGGAAGCAGUUUAACGAUCCACUGAUUGGCACUAAGGUAUGGCGGUUGAUCUUGUUAGCAAUCGCCGUUAUAACGUUAAGGAGAAUUCCUGCAGUGCUUUUUUUCAAAAGUAUGAUCCCGGAUAUAAAGUCUUGGAGAGAAGCUCUUUUUGUUGGUCACUUUGGUCCAAUUGGGGUUGGGGCUAUUUUUGCCGCUAUCUUGGCUAGAGCCGAAUUGGAAGCCCAUGCCACCGGUGAAGAUACUCCGUUGAAGGAAAUACCGGCCCAAGGAACAGAGCAUUGGCAGUUAAUUGCUUGUGUCUGGCCAAUUGUAUGCUUUUUAAUCGUCACGUCUAUCAUAGUUCAUGGUUCUUCGGUUGCCGUUAUAACAUUAGGUCGCCAUUUGAACGCUAUAACUUUGACGAAAUCGUUCACCACGCAUACUACCAAUGGUAAUAACCGCAGCUCGUCUUGGAUGCAGAGAUUACCGGGCCUAGACAAAAGUGGUCGGUCCUUUUCUUUGCAUCGUAUUGAUACUCUAGCUCGUGCAGAAAGCUUGACUCGGGUAAGCACAGUCGAAACCAGCGGUGUUCCGGCAAAACGUGCUGGCGGCAUGCAGAAAAAGCGUGGGAGAAAAUUCGGCAAGAAUAGGGCUAAAGACUUAUUUAGGACGGCAUCUAGAAGGGCGGAUACAACUCCGUUUGAGGAUCCUGCCCUAAAGGAAGAACGGUUGGCCAGAGAGAGACAAGCACAAGCCGCAGCGUUUGCUUUAAGCAGAGAAGAUCGGACUGACUAUGAAGAAAAAGGUACCACCGAAGGCUAUGGAGAAUCACCAUCCACACAACAAUCCUUAGGCUACAGUUCCAAUGUCACGGAUCUCCCUCAGGAUACUGCAACCCUAGAGGAAGCCGAUCUAUCAAGUGACGAUUUAUCUCAUCAAAUGGAUGAGCGUGUCCCAUUCCCAUCUUCGAGUCAAGGAUCAUCUAGACUAGCGGAACAUUAUAAUGAAGACCAUGACCCAACGGUAGCAUAUCUAGAGGGUAAUAGUGUCAUUCUUGAGAACAAACACGGUGAAAUUGUUGGCCAUAGCAAGAGAUCCAAGCCCGCCAAGGAUAUUGAAGAGGGAACCCAGAAUGACGAGCUCUCGCGCCGCUCUUCUGAAGUUAUGAAUACGCUCAAGAAAGUAAUAUCUCCGGCUUUCCUCAAGAAACCGAUCAUUGAUGUCGAUAGGGGUAUCAAGUAUCAUGCCUACAAGGUGAAUGAUAUAUUAAUUAUAGAAAACGAAGAUGGCGAGGUAUUGAGACGCUAUCGGAUUAAUACUCACAAGGAAAAUGGGCGCCCUAGAACGAAGCCCAGGCCCAGAACCAAAACUCGGAGUUCUAGUGUGGUGACAAAAGCUCUUUCCGUAGUCGGGUUGGGAAGGUCUAAGAACAGUUCCCCAUCUUCAGAAGACGAAGCUGAACCUUCUGAUGAUUUAAAUCAAAGACCUAUCCAGGCUCGGAGAUUGACACCGGUGCCUUCUGCAUAUCCUCCUGUAGUAACUGGUGAUGUGACUGGUUACACCGAUAUUGAAGACGAGGACGAGGACGAAGAUGAAAGCUACAGGUCGACAGAUCUAUCAGAUCAGGCUCAUUCAGAUAGCGAUGCGCCAGCAUUUGAGGACGAGGAAACAGAAGUAGAAAGGGCCAGGCGACUUACCGCAUUGGGCGCAUUUUCGGCGCCAAGGUGCGACGACGACGAAGAGGAAGUUCCUCGUCUUACUGCAAGCAAGAAAUAG